This is a messenger RNA of Vespa crabro (European hornet), 2995 nucleotides long. Its product is annotated as lysocardiolipin acyltransferase 1-like. NCBI's taxonomy places the organism in Eukaryota, Metazoa, Arthropoda, Insecta, Hymenoptera, Vespidae. Bases 146 to 1255 code for a protein of 369 amino acids. Gene Ontology annotation, cellular component: endomembrane system. The transcript has 5 exons. The record is from RefSeq and is a predicted model, not a curated record. Gene Ontology annotation, molecular function: acyltransferase activity.
GGUAAAGAAGAGAGGGUGGUACAGUGAAGCCCUUGUAAUAAGGUUGUAGAGAAGCCUAAGAAAAACGAUAUUUCACAAGAAAGCAGUUGACAUCCAAUGCCUAUGAAGAAUAGUUCAAUUGUAAAAUUUAUAUGUCAAAGCGGUAAUGCGUGGACUAUUGCGUGGUAUGUUAUACUGUGCUCUUUGGUAUGGUAGUAUUGUAGCUGGUUUCUUAUUUAUCGCUUGUCCACUUUUACCACUUUUGCUAUUCAGUCCUCCAAAAUUUCGAAAAUGUGGAGAUUUGCUAUUUUCUUGUUGGGAACUUUAUCCCACAGCACUGUUAAAGAUAUUUGGUGUAAAAAUCUUUGUAUCAGGAGAUCAUAUUUCUCCUAACGAAUCAGCUAUACUUGUAAUGAAUCACAGAACACGAGUAGACUGGAAUUUUUUAUGGGCUGCGAUGUAUCAAGCAUGUAUGCCUGAUAUAGCUUGUCAUAGAUUGAAAUUUAUUUUGAAAGAUCCAAUAAGACAUAUCCCAGGACCAGGAUGGAUAAUGCAAAUGAAUGGCUUCCUCUAUAUAACACGUCGUUGGGAAGAAGACAAAGGUCGACUAUUACGUACUCUGGACUAUGUGGUAGCAUUAAGAAGACGUACACAAUUACUUAUAUUCCCAGAGGGUACAGAUUUAACAAAAACUAGUAAAGAGAAGUCUGAUAAAUAUGCUUUACAACAUCAACUACCUCAAUAUACAUAUACAUUACAUCCAAAAACUACAGGAUUUAGUUAUCUAGUACAACACCUCCAGAAAGCAAAUUAUCUUGAUGCAGUAUAUGACUUAACAAUAGCUUAUCCUGAUUAUGUCCCACAAUCUGAAAUUGAUUUAAUUAGGGGUAAAUUACCACAUGAAGUACAUUUUUAUAUCAAACGAAUACCAUCUUCAGAUAUACCUACACAUGAAUUAAUGUUAAGGAAAUGGUUAGAGGAUAGAUGGUCUGACAAAGAAGAAAUAUUAAAAACUUUUUAUGAAAAGAAAAGUUUUCCUACUGAAAUAUGGCCAACAGCAAAGAUGUUACCAUUACAAGCUGCAUUCAGCUUCUGGAGUAUAUUAACUGGUACGACAAUACUCUUAUUAAUUAUUUCUCCAAUAUUUCAACUAUGGGCAUUGAUGCAUGCUAUCUUUUUCAUUGGAUUAUCUUUAUUUACAACUGGAUUUAAUCAAAUUGAAAUGGGAUGGUAUUGGCGCUGGAAAGCAUAUCCUUUUUCUGCAAAACACAGUUAAUAACAAUGUUUAAUCAGAGUAAGUAAUAAACUAAUUUAUGCUUUUCUGUCACUGUGAUAUUGGUAUAUCUAAGAUUUAGAUGUACAACUAUCAUAUUUUUAGAAAUGUUCCUUCCGUUGUACAUGUUAGAUUUUAAAGAAAUAUGUACUUAGAAAAUGUAUAUAUUUCCAAAUGGAUAAAAAAAAUACAUGAAAAUGCUAAAAAGUUAAAAAUAGCAUCGUAAUAAUGUAUAAAAAUUAUUAUGGCAAAAUCAAGUAAAAUUAUUAAUGUAAUUCAUAAAAAUGAUGAAGUAUAUAGAGAAGUUUUGUACGUUUGUUAUAUACACAUAUAUAUUUAUUUACUUAUUUAUUCAUUUACUGCAUGCCUUCCAACUUAGCACGAAUAUUAAAAGUGUUUUAAAGAUAAAAAAAAAUUUUGUAAAUAUGCCCAUGAAUAUGAAAAAUCAAUGUUUUUAUACAAUUAUAUACUAUUGCUCAUUUCAGAAAUGAGUCACUUAUAGAAUAAAAAUAUUUUUGAACUAUUAAUAAUAAUUAAUCUAUCAAAAAUCAUCAUUUUAUAAUUGCGUAAAUUAAAUUAUAAAUGAGAGUAAGAAUAUUAAGAUUGAAAGAAAUAUGUUCUUUAACUUCUGUAUUUCCAUAAAAAUAUUAGUUUGCUAUAUUCAUUAAACUAAAGAAAAAAGUACAAAUUUGUUUUUAAUUUAAAAAAAGAAAAAUAAUAUAAAUAACAGAAUUAAAAAUAAUAUGUGGCAUAUAUAGUAUACAUAAGUAUUUAAGUUAUUAAAAUUUAUAGGUGUCUACCCAAGAAAAUAGUUAAUGAAUCAUUGUCAUGUAUUAUUUAUUUUCUAUUCAGCAAUAUUAUAAUAUUAAGAAAUUAUAUAAAAUUAGAAAAAAUACAAUAUUUACUCUGUUGAGCAUAUAUUAAAAAAUACUAAUUCGAAGUAAAUAUUGCCCUAAUAAUAAAUUUAUAUUUUUUUGUAGUUAUAAAUGUUUAAAAUUAAGUAAAAGUGAAUUCAUGUGCCAAAGAGAUACAUGCAGAGAGUUUGUAGUUCUCUAAAUCAUAAAUAUUAAAUACUAAAGAUUAUAUAUCUAUUAUUCUAUAUGUAUAUAUAAAGUAUGCUUAUAAAAUAUUUUAUUUAUGAUAGAAGAAUUAGGAUUUUUAUCUAUUUCAUUAUUAAAAAUAUUAAUCAUUAUAUUAUAGAAAAUCUUAGUAUGAUUCAUUCAUAACACUUCUUUUGUUCAAAGUGUUGCAUAUAUUUAAAUUGUACCUAUACUAAAAAAUCUAAUUAUAAUUCUAGUCACGAUCUUAGGUAGAUGUAUAUGAUUAGAAUGAUAAAUAAUAAUACUAUUUUAUAUUUAGAACUUCCUAUUUAACAUUAGAAAGAUUUCAAAUUUUUAAAUUAAGUCUUGGAUGAGAUGCGUAUAAAUAUUGUAUAAAAGUAGUAUUGUUCAAAUUGUAAUAAAAUUGUAUUACACUGUUAGAAUCUAAUUGUGUGUUAAUAUAAAAUGUGAAUCUGAUGUGUUGUUAAUAUAAAAUGUAAAAUAAUAUAAAAUAUCUUCAAAUUGUAUUUAACAUACACACACACUCCGUAUCUAUAUAAAAAUACAUUAAAUGAAUUAUAUAUAUUUCAAGGAUUAACACAGAUAUAUGAAUCUAUAUUUGAAUUCUAUAACACAUAAAGGUAGAAAAGAUUUUUGUCAAUAAUAAUAUGAAGUGAAUCGAAAUAUAAAUCUUUUUAAACGA